AUGAUUCCGGCUUCUGAUAAAGGGAGGUUUUUUGCAUUUGGUCGUGUUUUUGCCGGGAAAGUUUCAACCGGUUUGAAGGUGAGAAUCAUGGGUCCGAAUUAUGUCCCGGGUGAGAAGAAAGAUCUGUAUGUGAAAAGUGUUCAAAGAACUGUUAUCUGGAUGGGUAAGAAACAAGAAACAGUUGAAGAUGUCCCGUGUGGAAACACGGUUGCACUUGUUGGUUUGGAUCAAUUCAUCACGAAAAAUGCAACUUUAACAAACGAAAAAGAAGUCGAUGCGCAUCCGAUUCGAGCCAUGAAGUUUUCGGUUUCGCCAGUGGUUCGAGUCGCGGUUCAGUGCAAAGUGGCAUCUGAUUUACCAAAACUGGUUGAAGGACUGAAACGGUUAGCCAAGUCAGACCCCAUGGUUGUUUGCACCAUUGAAGAAUCAGGUGAACAUAUCAUUGCGGGUGCAGGGGAGCUUCAUUUGGAAAUUUGUUUGAAAGAUUUACAAGAUGACUUCAUGGGUGGAGCUGAAAUUGUUGUUUCAGACCCUGUUGUGUCUUUCCGUGAAACCGUUUUGGAAAAAUCUUCAAGGACUGUAAUGAGCAAGUCACCAAACAAGCACAAUCGGUUAUACAUGGAAGCGAGACCGAUGGAAGACGGGCUUGCUGAAGCAAUCGACGAGGGGCGAGUCGGUCCACGAGACGACCCGAAAGUUCGCGGGAAGAUUUUGUCUGAAGAAUUCGGAUGGGACAAGGAUUUGGCGAAAAAAAUCUGGUGUUUUGGACCUGAAACAACGGGUCCCAAUAUGGUUGUUGAUAUGUGUAAAGGAGUUCAGUAUUUGAAUGAAAUCAAGGAUUCGGUUGUUGCAGGGUUUCAAUGGGCUUCAAAAGAAGGGGCGUUAGCAGAAGAGAACAUGAGAGGGAUUUGUUUUGAAGUGUGUGAUGUGGUCCUCCAUGCGGAUGCCAUUCAUCGUGGUGGCGGGCAGGUGAUUCCGACUGCCCGGCGUGUGAUUUAUGCGUCGCAGCUGACCGCAAAGCCGCGGUUGCUUGAGCCGGUUUACUUGGUGGAGAUUCAGGCACCUGAGCAGGCACUUGGUGGGAUUUACAGUGUGUUGAAUCAGAGACGUGGGCAUGUGUUUGAGGAGAUGCAGAGGCCUGGGACACCUUUGUAUAAUAUCAAAGCGUAUCUGCCUGUUGUUGAGAGUUUUGGGUUUUCGGGUGCUUUAAGGGCGUCUACUUCAGGGCAAGCGUUUCCUCAGUGUGUGUUUGAUCAUUGGGAUAUGAUGGGGUCGGAUCCAUUGGAAGUGGGGUCACAGGCGAAUACACUUGUGCUUCAGAUUCGUAAGAGGAAAGGUCUCAAGGAGCAGAUGACACCGUUGUCUGAUUUUGAGGACAAGCUUUGA
Lactuca virosa is the source of this 1386-nucleotide messenger RNA. The record is from the annotation of a GenBank genome assembly. NCBI's taxonomy places the organism in Eukaryota, Viridiplantae, Streptophyta, Magnoliopsida, Asterales, Asteraceae.